Messenger RNA from Brassica rapa (field mustard), 18415 nucleotides. Its product is annotated as pectin acetylesterase 8-like. The record is from RefSeq and is a predicted model, not a curated record. Gene Ontology annotation, cellular component: plant-type cell wall. Lineage: Eukaryota; Viridiplantae; Streptophyta; Magnoliopsida; Brassicales; Brassicaceae. Gene Ontology annotation, molecular function: pectin acetylesterase activity. Gene Ontology annotation, biological process: cell wall organization.
AAUAAACUAAUAUUGUCAUAUGAAUAAGAUUUUUUAUAUUAUCAUUGUUUAUUUGGAUAACAUAAUAAAAUUUCAUCAAAUUCUAAGGAAUCACUAAUUUAUGUAAUAUUAAGAAAAUAUGAGUAAUUUAAUCAUUUAAAAAGAAAAAUAUUAUUAGAUAUUUUGUGUUUUAUCGGAUCAAUGAUAAGACAAUCUAUAUUGCCCCUUUAUCUUAUAAGACAAUCUCUGAAGGACUUUGGUAAGAACUAUUUUUUAAAAAAUAUUUUUAAUUCGAAAAACUGGUUGAUUACAUUUUUGUCUCUGAUUAUUAACCCUAAAUAUAUGAAUCAAUUUCUAUUUAAUAAUUCUCUCAUUUUUCCUUUUCUUUCUCUCUUCUUCUACAGCGUCUUUUCUCUUCCUCUCUGCAACUUCUCUUUUUUUUUUUUUUCUUCUCCUUUCUUGUUCGAUAUAAAAUCUGAUAGUGAAGAUUUCUUCUUUCUUUCUUCGUUUUAUAUCAAAUAACCACAUAAUCAAAGAUGGCAGAGAAGGUACAGCGAUUAUAAAGUGCUUGUGGUUGAACCUAAUAUUAGAUCUGAAAACCAGAAAAAGGAAACAGAUCCACGGUGGCUCAGCUUGAUGUGGCGACGAAGAAGGUGACAAAAACAAAGAAAGAGAUCGGAUAUUCUUAAGAUCUACUUUGUCUUAGGGUUUUUAUUGUUCUGGUUUUUUUCGAUUUAGGGUUGUUAAAUAUAUAUCUGGGUUUUUAUGAUUUAGGGUUCCUUCGUGUUUUGUAAUUUAUUUUCAUCUUAUGAUCUGGAUUCAGUAUAACUUGGUAUUACUCUCGGUACAACUAACUCAGUAAUACUUAGUAGAACUCAGUAGUACUUAUUAGAACUCAGUAUUACUUAGUAAAACUCAAUAGUACUUAGCAAAACUCAAUAAUACUUAGUAAAACACAGUAUAACUAGUAGAACUCAGUAUAACUCAGUAGAACUUGGUAUAACUACACUUAGUAGUACCACUCAGUAGUACUUACUUAGUAAUACUCAAUAUAACUCAGUAGUAUAAUUCAGUAUAACUAAACAUCAGUAUUACCCAGAAGAACGAAGUAUAACUCAGUAAAACUAUACCGUAUAAUUUGAAAUUUUGAAAAUUUUGAAAUUUUUAAAUUUUUAAAUUUUUAAAAUUUAAAUAAAAAAUAAUUUCGAAAAUGAAAAGGGCAAAAUCGGAUAUUCAUGUUUCAUUAAAGUAAUGAGGGGGAUUUUUAAUUAAUGAAGUUUUCAUUAAAUCUGAACCGGAUUAUAUACAAUGUAUCGGGUCUAUAGGUUCAACCAUGAAUCUAAGUCGGAUAUGAAAAACAAUCUUAUAACUCAAACAUUAUUAUAGAACAACUACCAUAUUUCGAACAAAUAUCAUAUUUUGAAAAGAAAAAAAAAACAAAUGAUAAGAACCUUAAAACUCAAUUGUUAUGGUUCAAAACAAAUUUAAUAGUAAUUUGUAAAUUAGUUUUCGAUCAAUAAAUGAAAAAAUAAUCAAAUCCGCAGUUUCUAAGCGCAGGUCAAAAUCUAGUUGUUGUUUAAUGUAAACGCAUUUAAUGGACUUGAAAAUGGGGAAGAAUAAGAUAAUUUAUUAGAACAGAAAAGAGUAUUUUCCUGAAACCCAAUUGGAAUUGUAUUUUACAAACUUUUAAACCGGGCUCAUCAUCAGCCCAUGUUCAAGUUAACAGAUAAAUCAAAAGAGUGGAAACUCAAGAGUAGGGCUGCAAAAAAUCUGGAACCAAAGAUCCCAAUCAGAACAAAACCGAAAUAUCUGAAACUAGAAUCAAACUAAUAUAUUUACAUACUAAAUGGUUCUUAUAUUUCUAUAUUAGUUAUUAGCGGAACCGAAUGGAUACCCGAAUAUAUAAAAAUAUUAAUUAUAUAUACAUAUAACAUAACUAAAUAUAUAUAUAUAUAUAUAUAAAUUUUAAAAUUUUAUUAAAAGUAUUCAAAAUUAUUUGAUAUAUUAUCCAAAAUACUCGAUUUAACUCAAAUUACCUAAAUGGGAACAAAACAAAUUCCAGGUCUUUUAUGUUCCUAGUUUUACUAUCCGAACCGAACCAAACCCGAACCAGAAAUAAAUCAUGUAGUAAAUGGAUCUUUUAACUCUUUAUCUAAACUAUCUGAUACUCGAGAUACCCAAACCAAACUGAGCUAGUACCCGAAAUGUCCAUACAUAUUUAAGAGAGAAAGGAAAAAGGAAAGUACAUUAUUUGAGGUGUAAUUUAAAUUCAAAGUAAUUGUUAAUACUGGAUAAUGCCCUACAUAUUAUGAUCUAAUAAUGCUUGAUCUUUUAAGUCCUAAGCCCUAUAAACUUGCAAGUUGCACACGGAUGGCUAAUAUUCCUCCCUAAACAUGAUUAAUACCUAUAGGUGCCACCACCAUGAUUAAAAAUAUAAAUAUGUAUAACUUGUCUUUAAGUCAAACCUAUCUAUGAUUAGAUUUUACUCUAUGGAAUAACUCAACUGCUGAUCAAUAGAACAUAAUAAUCGUUAUGCAACUCUAACUUUUUUUUAUCAGUUUUGCAACCAAUAAAAAUAUGUUUUUCUAACCACCGAAAUUAUCAUUAUGCGUUAAUCCUAUAUAAUUGAAAUAAAUGCCCCCCCGGGGGGGGGGGGGGGGGGGGGGGGUGGCGAGGAAAUAAUCAAACUCGUGUAACAGUUGGAUCAUAAAGUAUAUGUUUGGUUAAUUAUGUAAUAAUCAUCUGAUUAGCUUAACUGGCUUUACAUAAUAAUUUAGUUGACGGUGUUUCUUGGAACAAUCCUCAUAGAAUCUCUAUAAUAUUAUUUAAGAAGUCAAUAUCCUAUGUGUCGCGCUCAUGUUAAUUUUCACGGUAGUUGAUUACGAUGAUACUCUUAAUGAAUUAAAUAUAUCUGAUUAUCAUUAUUAAUUUUUUUCCCUUUUUAUUUAGUUUUCCUUUUUUCUCAAAUAACCUGUGUAAUAAAGAAAAAUUAGAAAUUUUAAAAACGAAAAUAUCUUUUAUACAUAGUGUAAUUCAUAAAAAGGAAAGUUAACAAAAUAAUCUAGAUUUUAAAGUAAAGACAUAAUCUUCCCUCUUAAAAGAUAAUCUUAGACAACAUAAUAUAUAUUUUAAAGGUAUUAAGCAUUUUAUUUAAAUCAAUCUAUUUUCAAAUUAUUACAAUAUAAUUUAAAUAACAUAAACUAAGAUAUCUUUAAUGAAUAAAAUUUAUUUAUUUUAUUUAAGUUUCCUUUUAUAUUUUUCAAAUAAUAUAAAUAUUUAUAAAUUUUAAAACGAAAAUAUUAUAUAUAUGAUGUGAUUUCAUAAAAAAGGAAAGCUUAGAAAAAUAGAUUUGAUAUUAAAGUAAAGAAAUAAUUUUUUUUUUUAAAUAUAUCGGUUAUAUUUUUAUGCAACUUUGUACAUAUCAUUACUUUAUUUUUGUAAUUUUAUUUUUGAAAAUUAACAUAUACCAAAUUAAUGCAAAAUUAAAAAUAUAUUUGCACAUCUAUAAUGAAGAACCAAACUAUAUGUUGAUGUUUUUUAAAAACAAAUAUUAGAAAAUAAAGAAUGAUCAAUAUGAAGUUACAUGCUUAAGUAGCUGAUAUAUUUUUGAAAUCUCAUGUACACAUAUCAAUAUUUACAAUAAUUAAAAUAUUUUAAAAAUUCUAAAUAACUAUAUAUAUUUUUGACAAUUAACAUAUACCAAAUUAAUGAAAAAUUAAAAAUAUAUUUACACAUCUAUAAUGAAGAACCAAACUAAUACAAUGAAUAUAGUUAAUACUAUUUGAUUGAAUUAGAUUAAAAAUAGUUAUACUAUAAUUUGACAGAAUAUAUGUAACAAUAUACCCACAAAAUGAGUAACUAGACCAAUAUAAAUUUAAUAUACAAAUACUAUAUUUUUAUACAUCUAUAUAUUAUAGAAUGACUUUACAUAUUACUAAAUAAAUAUGAAAUUCUCAGCUAAUAAUAUAAAUAUCACAUUUUUCAAAAUUUUAUUGUUAAUGAAAUCAAUUAACAAUAUUUAAAAAAUUUAUGAGAUAUGCAGUAUUUGGGAAUAAAAACUUAAUAAUGAGAACAUAUUUAAAAAGAUUCAUUUUACUUGAUAAUUCUAAAUUUGUACCUAAUUAAAAUUUUCAAAUAACCAAUUUGACUAAUCUAUUUAAUUGACGAUAUUGUUUCAGAUAUAUAUAACUAAAAUGCUAUUAGAAAAUUAUUUUUAAAUUAUGUCUGAUAUUACAUAUGUUCAAUUGAAUUUUACCUUAAAUUAUUUUUCUUUAGCAAGGAUUUGAAAUAUUAGAUUUGGUAAUAACAUGUACAUUUAAGUAUUAGUAUUAAAUAAAUUUAAAACCCCUAAGAUUUUUCUUAUGAGAAAAUUGUAAUAUGGAAAGUUUCAAAAGCAUAUUCUUCAAAUUUUGUAUGUAAAGAAAAACAUUUAGACAAGAUAACAAUGUUCUAAAAAAAUAAAAAAAGUUCAAAUAAAAUAAAAAUCCUACAUAUAAUAAAAUGUUAAAGUCAAUAAGUUAAAAUAAAAUUAAUUUGAUAAUAAUAUAAAUACAAGAAAUGCAAUUACUCAUUCUAACAAAUUACUCAUUUUAAUAAAUAUAAUAUAAAUAUUUUAUUAAAACUGCAUGACGAAUAUUUAUAUAUCGGGUUGAAAAAUUAAAAAUUAAGACUACUUAUAUAAUGGGUUGGAAAUUUAAAUAUAGUUAUCAUUUAUGACCAAAAACCUAUCAGAACUUCUCAAAUAUUAUUUUCGCAUAUAUAUGUUAGUUUAUGGAAAAUACACACAUAAACUAAAAUUAAACUAAAAAUAUAUAUUUUAAUUAUUAUGCGUAAUGUCAUAAUAAAAAAUACAUAAUACGUGAAAAAUUAAAUGUAUAUUAUAUUAUUUAUAGAAAACAAAAGUAUAUUCCUAAAAAAUGAAAAAAAUGGUUUCUCUUUUUUACUGGGAACCCAAAUGUUGUAAAUAAUUAUUUCCAACGCGUAUCAAACCCCGACCAAUGAAAGGUUACUAGCAUUUUUUUUACCACUAGCCAACUCGAUAUCGGGUAAAUAAAAUGAUAUCAGUUAAAUAAAAAUAAAUAUUCGCGUGAUAUUUACAUUUACAGUUAUGUAAAUCAUUUUACUUUUAUUAUUAGUACAAUUAUGUAACAGAAAUAUAUGUAUUAUAUGAUGUAUUUUUGUCACCAUUUUAUUAUAAUUUUUAUAGAUUAUAUAAUGGUGUAAAAAUAUUUAGUUAUAUUACGUAAACAAAAAAAACACCCGCCCGGUCUGGUGGGUCAAGCUCUAGUUUAACUUUAACCUUAAGCGUCUUUAUGAAAGUAACUAUAGUUAGAAGUGUAAUUAUGUUUCAUUAUUGAUCAUUUCAAACAAUUCUAUUUCAUGAUUGUUCAUUUCAAACAUUAAAUUGUUCUAUUUCAUGAUUGAUCAUUUCAAACAGCUGUGUUUUCUUAAAGUCCACCUUUUACUAAUCAUUCAUUGUAAAUUAUUUUUUCGAAUAACAUUUUCGAACCAAACGAGAUUCUUCUUCUUUCUUUUUCCCAUUAUCUUUUCUUGAUUUGUUUUUUAUUCAUUUUAUUUUUAGGGUAUAAAACUUUUUCGGAACAAAUAGUCAACCGUUGGUUGGCUGCGGAACUUUUUCGGAACAAAUAAUUUGGAAGCUAAUAAGAUUCGUUACAUUUCAACAACACCAUUACCGGUUUAGCAAAAAAUAAUUCUUUGGUGUCAUGAACCCAGUAGUUAUAGGGGCAUAUGUAAAACAUAUGGAGACAUAUUUUAACAAAUAUAAAAUAAUACAGACUACAAUAUUAAUUUAUGAAAUUAAGGGGCAUGUUUAAAAAAUCAGUGGUUGCACGUAUGUUUUGGCUGAAACUUUGAAAAUUAUAUAUAUAUAUAUAUAAACGAAACUUCUUAUGAAAAGUUUUGGGUACACUUCAUUUCAAAAAAAAAAAAAAAAAUUGGAUACACUUGUUUGUAUCCAUUGUCAUAUACAUAGCUUUGCCCUUGGCUGGCUAAUUGGCUAUAGCAUUUUCAAAGUGAAGUCUUCUUCAAAGCUCAACUCAAGACCCCAUUUUGUGACAAGCUCUGAUAAACAACCCCUUAUAUUUAGGUUCCGAAUGGUAACUGCGGUUUGAGCGGUGCGGGAUAAGCGGUUCAACUACGGUGCAGUUUUAACAGUUAUAAAAACGUAUAAAUAUAUGGUAUAUGUAGAGAUUUUUGUUACUGUUAACUGUGGGGCGGGACGGGACGGUUGUAAACAUUAGAAACCUUAGUUUAUCUGAGUUAACCCCACAAUCAUCAUUGUUCGAAGACAAAAAAUACCACACAAUCAUCAAAGCCAUUUUGACCAAGUAUCAAUAAAACCAGAUGUCAUAAUCUGUCAGGAUGUAAAUUUGCCAAUUUGAGUAAUAAGUUAAAUUCAUAAUAUAUGUAUACAAGAAUAAUGUAUUUAUAUAUAUUUAGGAACCUUAUAUUAAUUAUUUUAAAUUCAUUGGAAAGCGUAUUAUGUCUCUAACAAAAAGUUACUUUUAAAAAAAAAAAACUAAAUUAAAAAAUCUAUAUAAGAAACAUAAAAUUUUAAAUUCUAUAAAUGUAUUCAAAAAUUGCACUUCAUAAAUUAUUAUUGCUAUUAUUGUUUAAUGUAAAAUAUUUUUCACAGUUACCACGUGUGUGUUACAGUUUGAAAAUCCUAUGAAAACAAAAAAAAUCAUGAAAAUUUUCAUAAAGUUAUUUUGAUAUACAAUUUUUUACAUUGUCACUGGAGACAAAAACUUUUGUUCCAGUUGAACAGUUUUUUUUUAUCGAAAGACUAUUUUAUUAUUCAAAAUUGAAGUUGUCUGAGUAACCAAAUUGGAAUAGAACAACCAAUGAAAUAAAGACUCUAUGGAAAGACAUCGUAGUCCUAGUUGAGAAAUCUGAAAUCUGACUCUGCGCUCAUGGAAUAUAAGUAAUCUUGAAAUCCAGGAAGCUUAUCUUCAGAGUUUCUAUACUCUCCAAUUAUGUUGCAAAGCUCGGCCAAGCAUGCGGCUCGUUGAUCAUUGCAAUCAAAUCCUUGUAAGUCUGUUCCAAAGCUUUGACAAGUCAAAUGCUGGAGCAUAUUCUCCAUCGCUCAUCUCAGUGCUUCCAUCUCUAAAUGUAAGGUAAACUCUCUUCGAAUAUGAUUACGUAUCCCCAUAAGUUGAACCUUCCCCCAAGCUAUCUACCCACACCCAUCCAUAUCCACUAAACUGUGCAGUAGGUGUUCGUCCAUGACCCAUCUAUCAUGUAAAUAUUCCCCAAGCUUAAGACUUGAGGUUUUUCAAUAUUAAGAUCUUGUGGAGUUGUUGGUAUUAUCUCAUCUACGUUAAACUAGGCUUGACACUCACUCUCCGCAUAGCGAAUUAGCUCCAAAGGAUCCAUGUAUAUUCCCCUAAACAGUUUAUCAUUUACGGCCUUCCAAAAUUACCAAAUUAUCUAGGGAUAUAGAUCCCUGUCUAAUUCUGGUUCAACAAUGUUGUUCUUUUUCCAGAAGAGAUAAUUCAUAUUAGCAUAGAUGGGAAGAGGGAAGACAUCUUGACUCGUUGGUGUCGCUGAGAGAGACCAAGCUUGUAAAACUGGUGGACAUUCAAAAAUUGAAUGAGUUACAAAUUCUUCUGGCUCUCCACAUCGUGGACAGUAGUUAUCACAUUUCAUGUUACGCCAUACCCGAUUCUUCAUCACUGCCACAUAACCAGUUAUCGUUGCCAUAUAAGAUGACAAAUCUUUUGUGGAGCUUUUAUCUUCUAAGCAAAGACUUGAAGCUUUGUUAUACUAGGUUCCAGAACCUCCUUCUCUUCAUCAGCCUGUAAUAAGUUCCGAGUUACCCAAUAUCCUGAUUUGACUGUGUAAUGUCAUUUUUUAGUAUAGUUCCAGCAGAAUGUAUCAUGGCGAUGAGUGGUGCUUAUAGCCUCACUCCUUAUGUAGGGUAUAUCAGCUAGGUCAACAUAGUUCUCCAGUUGCCCAACAUCUUAUUCUUUCAUAUCCUGGUUAAUGAAAUCACUGGUUCUCUUGUUCGGAUGCAGCGCUGGGGUCAAAGGCCGUGUUAGUCUAGCUGGUGUUGUCGGGAUACAAUAAUUCUCCCACACCUUAACCUCAUAUCAUAAAUAUAUUUUAUAUCUGAUUUCCAAUAAUAGUACGAAGAUCCACACAUAUGAUGAACUGUUUACAAAGACUGUCCGUAAAAGCGAACACAUUCUAGCCGUUCUUCUUGUUUAAUAUCCAUACAAAACCAAAUUAAAUAUAUUUGAUAUGAACUGAAUUAAUUAUUUGCUUAUGAUACUUAAUGAAGCACAUCUGAAAAUAAUCGAUCUGAAAUCGAAUAGGAUCCAGAAUGUCCAACAUAGUAGAGAUUAUAUAUAUAUAUAUGUGAGUAAUAAGAGAAAAUAAACAAAGGUUAAGUUUGUAAUGAAGUAAUAAUUCAGGGUAUAAUCUGAAAACAUAAUAUGUAUAUAAGCACAUGAUCUUCUCGUACACACCACCAAUUCUUUGUUUUAUUAUACUCUGUUUUAUCUAAAACCAAAAAGGAACGAAUCAGUGUCGGCUCUUGGUUCUAAAACCAAAAAGGUACAGACCUGAAUACACACCCAAAAACGGUUCGGUUAUACGUUGGAUCCAAAACGCGCGUUUUACAAAGCUUUACUACUCCGUGACUCCUCCUCCUCCCGCCAUUUGCUUGGAAACUCUUCUUCGGGCAAUGUGCUGAAACUGAGUCAACGUCCGAGUAAACGAAGUGAAACUUUUUUUUUUUGAAAAAAAAAACGAAGUGAAACUUGGUGGUUUAGACUAAUCGAAGUGAAAGAAACCGCGUUUCCAAGUAAGUAUGUCUGUGUCAAAAACUUUCUUUCCAAGAAAGUCUGGUUCUUUUCCCGGUAUGCAAAAACUAAUUCUUCGUUGGUUUCUUCUACGUAGAGGAAAAGACUUCGAAUUUUUCUCUUCUUCACUUCUUGUCUGGAAAAAUAUCAUCGGAAAAAUUUCCGGGGAAUUUUUUUCCUUAGAUUUAACAAGGGUAAAUUUGCCCAAUGACCAAAUUUGAAAAGGAAAUUAGGUGCAGAACAUUGAUUUUGACAUAAUAAAGUACAUAACAAUUAUGUCAACUUCUAUCUGGUAAUACAUUUUCUUUGUUCAAGUUGUCAGUAAUAGAGAUAGAAACUGAUGACAUCAACAAUUUGACACCCCACAAUUAAUUAUCACAUGUAAUACAACCAACACCACACAUUUGUUUAACACAUAAAUAUGCAUCUAAUUUUUCUAUACCAUAUCACUAAAAAUAAUAGGAUUCAAAAUCCACUUACACCUAGUAAAUACUAAACUUUAAUCCAAACCUCAACUCCUAAAUAAUAAGCCCUAAAAUUUAAACAUCACCCUUCCAUCUAAAUACUAAACCCUAAACCUUAAUUACUGAACCCUAAACCCAAAUAUAAACCUUAAACCCAAUUAUCAAAAUCUGAAAAUAAUAUAUAAUAUUAUGUAAUAUUAAACUAAAUCCAAGCAAAACUCCUCAAUACUAAAUUCAGACCUAACUUUUGAAUACUAAACCCAAAAAUGCUAUCACUAAACCCAAACCUAAACUCCCACCUUCCAAAUACUAAACCCUAAAUCUUAAUCACUAAACCCUAAACCCAAGUAUAGACUAUAAACCCAAAUAGAAUGGAACAAAAUACAUAGUAUAGUACAAAUUGGUGAGCAGAAAAAAACACUAUUUUUUAAUCGUCAAAUGGAACAUACAUAAUACGGUCACUAAACCCAAACAUCAACUCCCACCUUCUAAAUACUAAACCCUAAAUCUUAAUCAUUAAACCUAAACCCAAGUAUAAACUCUAAACCCAAAUAGUAUAGAACAAAAUAUAUAGUAUAGUACAUAUAGUUGUAAACUAGAAAUUGAUAAAUAAUGAAUUUAUCAAACAGUCAAUGGUACAAUAAUACAACAACUGUAGCAUACUAUUUAGUUUGGUACUUGCGAAUUGUAUAAAAAUAUAAGAAUCGUACUAUACUAUAAUUAUUUUUCACUACAUAUAGUAUAGUCGACGAGUUCAUCUUCUUUACAUCUUCCUCUUUUUACAGACAUGGUGAUACACACAUUCACUAGUCCAGAGUAAUUAUUCUUCAUCAUACCAUAUCAAUACAGCAUACUAUAACAAUUUAAAUAACAACGAAAAAAAUCAAGAUGAACAAUAUUAAAAAAACUCAAAAAAAAAGAAAUCGUGAUGUCACCUCGUCGUUCUCUACGGUGCUAUUUUCUUCUCCAAACUCAAUUUCACAAGCCCAAAAUCCAUAUUCUUUACUAGUCUUGUGGUUUGUGUUCGUAUGUGUGAAAAAAAAAACAGAGAUUGGAGGAGAAGAGGAAGAAGAAGAAAAAGAGAUGUGGAACAAUGAUAACCACAAUUUAUUAAAUUAUUUAUUUAAUAUUUCUUUUAAUAAAUAAUUCUCUAGCAGGUUUUUUUUUUUUUUUUUUGACAGCAAACGGCUAUUCCAUUACUCAAACUUGAGGUGGUCUGGAAAGCCAUACCGAAAUAGAACAACCAAUAAAACAUAAGGAUCUAUGAAAAGAACGUGCAUUCCUAGCUAACGAAUCCGCAAUCCCAUUCUACGUCUUUGGAACGUAGCUUAUCUUGAAAUGUAGAUGAAAGUUAGGGGUUUUAGUUAUGUAAUGAAUUAUAAUUUGUUUGAAGGUUAUACAGCCUAAUUUCUUAUUUAACAAACUGGAAAACAUUCUUUAGAUAGGAAAUAAUGUAAAUAGAUAGUUCGGAUCUAAACUAUGAGUUUUGUCUACUUACGUAUUGUUUUUUUUUCUUUUAGCGGUACUAUAAUACCACUUUUUCUUAGCUAGUCACUUUUUACAUGUUACUUCUAUUUAUAUACUCUUGAAUUUAUAUAUUUUUUUUUUGAUUUCUUGUUUUCUUUCGCCAGAAUGUUCAACUUCAAGCAAUGGUUGGUUCUUGUGGUAUGCUCAUUAGCAAUCUUGAAAGCAGAAGGAUUGCUCGUCAAUAUUACAUUUGUUCGAAACGCCGUCGCAAAAGGAGCCGUAUGUUUGGAUGGUAGUCCACCAGCUUAUCAUAUAGACAGAGGUUCGGGAACUGGAAUCAAUAGCUGGUUGAUACAGCUUGAGGGAGGAGGAUGGUGUCAUAAUGUAACAAACUGCAUUAGUCGGAUGCAUACUAAAUUAGGUUCAUCGAAGAAAAUGGUGGAGAAUCUUGCUUUCUCAGCUAUUCUUAGCAACAAGGAACAACGUAAUCCUGAUUUUUACAAUUGGAACAGAGUGAAAGUUAGAUAUUGUGAUGGUUCAUCAUUCACAGGAGAUGUGAAAACAGUGAACCCUGCUACUAAUCUUCACUUCAGAGGUGCUCGAGUUUGGCUAGCCGUUAUGCAGGAGCUGCUAGCUAAAGGCAUGAGAAACGCCGAGAAUGCUGUUUUGUCUGGGUGUUCUGCUGGUGGGUUAGCUUCACUGAUGCAUUGUGACAGUUUCCGAGCUCUAUUACCAAUGGGUACCAAUGUAAAAUGUCUUUCAGAUGCUGGUUUCUUUCUCAACACAAGAGAUGUUUCAGGAGCUCAAUACAUUAAAUCAUACUUCAACGAUGUGGUUACACUACAUGGAUCAGCAAAGAAUUUACCGAGGUCAUGCACAUCAAGAUUGAACCCUGCAAUGUGUUUCUUUCCACAAUACGUGGCUCGCCAGAUUAGAACUCCUGUUUUCGUUCUUAAUGCUGCCUACGACUCUUGGCAGAUUAAGAACAUUUUGGCUCCUCGUGCUGCUGAUCCUGAAGGAAAGUGGCAGAGUUGUCAGCUUGACAUCAAGAAUUGCCAACGAAGCCAGCUCAAAGUUAUGCAAGAUUUCAGGUUAGAGUUCUUGAGCGCAGUGAUAGGUUUAGGAAGAUCUGCAUCAAGAGGGAUGUUUAUAGACUCAUGCUACACUCACUGCCAAACCGAGACACAAACUUCUUGGUUCUGGCAAGAUUCUCCAAUUCUAAACCGAACGACAAUAGCAAAAGCUGUUGGAGAUUGGGUUUAUGAUAGAAACUUGUUUCAGAAGAUAGAUUGUCCUUACCCUUGUAACCCUACUUGCCACCACAGGGUUUUCACUCCUCAAGAUGCUCCUCCGAUUUAAGAGAUUCUGCUAUAGAUUUGUUAUUUUUUUUCAAAGAAACAUCUUAUAAAUUAUUCAUUUAUCACACAUAUAGUAAGAUAUUCUUACGGUUUAGCUAUAGAAGAGAGAGAAAAAAAAAGAAUGUGAGUGAUUCUUGAAGGUUGAGGAUAAGCUUUAUUCAGCACAAAUGUUCAAAAAAGAAAAAAGCUAUGUUCAGCACCUGUUUUGUGUGCUGGUUGAGUUUCUCUGUUUCUCUUCCAUUCUUAUGUAAAAUGGGAAAUUGUUACUUUUUUAUUUUAAUAAAAUAAAGUAUAGCUCUUUUCUUAACUCAAGUUUGACGCCAUUUUAUGUAUUUUUAUAUCCACUCAAUAUGUACAUAUUCUUUUCAACUUUUAAAUAAUAGGAAAUUGGACGGUAUACCAAUCAAAAAAUUAAUAAUUUAACAUUGAUCGAAUUUAUCCAAAUAGCUAAGAUACACCAGGUUUAUAUCUUAUAUAAUAAAGUAGAGUAUUCUCUCUCCUUAGGCUAUCCAGCUCAGCAAAGAAGUAGGGGCUUUAGACACCACGUGGCAUCUAAAAAACAAAUAGAUUGCUCUCUCCGGUUUGUGUUGUUUUUACGUUAUGGGCUCUACAAUUGUAUUUUAAUUUCGUUUGUGUGUUUGCUACAUUUUGUUUGGGCUUUAUGAAUAAUCUUAACCCCAUACAAAUUAGGUUUUCUAUUCUUCUGGCCUUUUACCUUCUUAUUAGUUUGGUAGCCGUAAGUUCUCUGGAACUAAAUCACCUUUCAGCUCACGGUUACGUUUUACCUUUAAAUCAGCUCGUCAUGAUUGCAUCAGAACAUCAGUUACUCUUUCUUCUUCGUCUAUCUUCUACAAUCUCACGUUGAUUAAAUAUACAUCGGGUCUUUGCUUCGUUCAUAAUCUCAGAAGCCUAAGCAGCAAACAGCAAAUUGAGGAUUGAGAAGGCUGAUGUGUAGUUGCGUGAGUCAGUAUGUCAAAGAGAACGUAGCUUUGAAAAUCUGAGCUUAGGUAUGGAAGGCAAGCCUGAAGUCAUCGGUAAGAUCUUCUUUUUCUCUCAUAACCAGUUCUUUGGUUGUCUCUGAUUUUGAAUUCAUCAAUCGAUCCACAGCCCAGAAUCAGUGGAGCUUUAGCUGAGUUAUGUAGGAGAAUCAUCGCGUGAUUGAAGCAGCCAAUAAACUUACUUGAUUUGCAUGUGAUGUGUUCUCUCAGGUGAUACUAGGAGAAGGUAGUAACCAGAUAUGUGACGCAGGACAAGCUCUUAUUAACGAAAACUUAUAUGAAAGGUUAUGUAGUCAUGUAUACUUUUUAUUGGCAGCAGACAAGAAACAAUAUGGAGAAUUAUACGCUAUCUUCAAGGUAAUGAUUUGAUAUUGUAAACAUAUGUUUUACAACUGUUAGCUAUCUUUCGUCUUUCUCGAAUAAUAAGAUGUUCGUUUUAGUAUUAUAUCUCAUGUCUAUUAUCUUUUUGUUAUGCAGGAAAUUCAAGGGCUACUUAGGCACGGUGUAGCUGUUGUUAAGAUUUCUACUCAGUUCUCACUUUGGUCAUCUGCUUUAUUGAAUUUCUUCCUCCAUUCACAAACAGGUUUGAAUUCUUGACAUGAGACUUCUCUUAGUUUUACACCAAAGCAAAUAAGUAUGGAAUCUUACAAGAUACUUAUUUUUGUGGUUCCAGCUGCUUCUCCAUCCUGACUCUGAUGAUUCUGCUUAGCUAUCCCAGGUAAGAAAAAGAAUAAGAAGAAGAAACAAAUAAAUGUUGGAGAUAAUAUGUUGCAAAAAGAAAUUUGGAAUCUUAGAUGUUUUUUUCCUUCCUUCUCCAGAUUCAGACGGGAAAGCUUUUGAUCUAUAUUACUUACUGAAAUGAACAAGCGCUUGGUAAGUCUCCAUGUUUUCUAAAUGAUUUAUGUUCAUUUCCAAUACUGAUAUCCGAAUACUCAAGAUUGUUUGCAUAAUCUACAAACACUCUUGCCUAAUAAAUGAAAUCUUUGAAACUUAAGAGAAAGAAGGCACGUGCAAGGGCAAUAAAUUCAAUGCUAUAUGUCACUUCCUUGGUUACCAAGCUUGCGGAUCUCUCACACUGAAAUUCAAUUGUUAUUAUGCAUAUGUAAGUCACUGCCACUCUGACCACAACACUAAUUCCACAUCCUCGCUGCAGGUUUAAAUGGUGACAUGGAAACAAUGACCAACUCUAAAAGUCAUGUAAACAAGUGGAAAUCUGGUGCUGUACCUACUAAAAUUGGCAGACGUACAAUUCAUCCGAGUAAGCAGUUUCUGUUUUGUUUACAAAAACAUCAAAAAGAUGCAUGCUUAAUAAUGUUGCUUUUUAUCCUUCUCAGUUGUUAGUAAUGUUUAAAUAGUUUGUAACAGGCUUUGAGACAGAACACAUAGAAACCCACGACCUCUUCAGGUGCACAUUCGCCACUUUGUUAUUCAUGUGCAGAAACCCACGACCUCUUCAGUAUGAUGGUCCCUGAUGCUGCAGAUUACAUGGGACGUAUCAAUAUAAGCGACAUAAAUGAAGGACACACUUGCUACUAAUGAAGCUGAACAACUAUCAAUAGUCUUCUCCUUCUAGAGCUCUUAAUCUCUCUGAAGUUGAUCUUUUAAUUGAUCUUUGUGUUGUUUAUAGUUUUUUAAUAGAGAAAAGAAUUAUCAUGGUAAGAUACUACAAGGCUGUGGGAGAUUAGCAAGUAAGCCAGAGGAAGAAUCAAAUUAAGAGAAAAAAAAGAAUGCUCUGAUUUUUGUAUACACCAUACAAGACGCUACUACUCUUAGACUUGGUGGUGAAGAGUGAAUGGAAUGGACAAGAAAAAAAAGAACAAUGAUAACAACAAUCGGAACAACAAUCGCCUAAAUGAUACUACUAUACUCUGCAAUGUUUAAAGAUCCAACCCAUCCAUCCAUCAGUAACCACAAUCACAUCACUUGAAAAACAAUACAAAAAAUGACUCGAAAAAUAUCCCUUCUUAAGUCUUAAAAGCUACAAGAUAUUCAUACUAAAAUCAUUUCACGAGCAUGUUAAACAUCAGGGGCCACCAUCCAAAAUAUCAUUCGAUUUGUGUUAGCUAAGGCCGCUUAAGACAAUCUGGUUUACAAAAAAUAUGAAAAUUCUCAGUUUUUCGGAUCAUCCUCUCAACUCACUAACCAGAUACAUGGAUCUAAUAGUGAUUAGAUUCCUUAACGCCGGUAACACAUAAACUUACAAUGUCAAAAACAUACAAGAAUAUUUCCAUCAAACAACACUGAUUUCGUCUCUUCACUUGGUUUCUAAAGAUUCAUAUCUAAAUGCCUUUUACGUCGAUGGCAUUUUGAUGUUAUGAAAGUAGACAAACUAGAAUAGCGGCAAUUGCAAAGCAACAAUAAUUAAAACAUACCAAGGUCCGAUACAAUAGCUAGAAUAACACAUCAAAAUAUCCUUCCAUGAUAUAUGUGUCGAACAACGUCCGUGUUUACUUUGGAACACUGAAAACAGUGAAAUCGACAAUUCAAAACCGAACCUGAGUAAACGAUGUCGCAUUCCAAUUUUUUUUAAAAAAGUUUAUUAUAAUAUUCUAAGCUAUAUGAAAAUUAUACAAAAAUAAUUAUCUAAAUGAAUAAUAAAAAAAAAAUCUCUAUUUCAUUUUAUCAAAAAUUUGUUUACCUUAUAAAAAACCUUUUUAUGUAUUUUAUAUAUGGAUUAAUAUAUAGAAAUAUUUUUAAAAAACAAUUGGGAGCCCUUUAUAUGUUGGAUUUCAUUCAAAUGUUUUAAAACAAUGAGCUCCAACCCGACCCUAUUUAUAUUACUAUUACAGAUGAAUGAGAAAUUGUGUUCUAUUAAAAUUUACAGAUUAUAUGUUUUUAUUGGGUAAAUAGUAGCUUCACUCUCUCCAUUUUAAAAUAAUGAUUUUUUUAAGGGAUUCAAUUUCUUUUAACAUAUUACCGACAUCCACUUACUGAUUUGCAUGACAAUAAUAAUCAACAUGCAAGUAUAAUCCAUAAUAUUAAACAAUUUAGCAUCUACCAUCGGAAAAAUUCACAUGCACAUAACAAUAAAUCAAAAACCAUAGGACAAUACUAUUAAAAUAAAAUAGAUUAAGUCAUCAUAGCAAAAUAGCAACAAGAAAAAAAACAUCACAAACUAAUCUAUAGUAAAAACCUCAUUUUUAAUUUAUUAAAAUUAAAUUUAAAAUAAUUUUCAAAUGUUUUAUAAAAUUAAAAUAUAUUUUAAUAUAAAAUAAUUUUAUUAUAACUCACCCGCCCGUAGGGCGGGCUAACUCCUAGUAUAUAAAUAAAAUGGCGAUUGUUCCUUAAGAAAAACCGACAUGGCCGAAUCAAACGUGGAUUGCCCAUCACAUAGUAAAGGGCAAUCAAUUUCUUCUUAAAUCUUAGAGAGGAUUGAAGCUGAGAGUGAGAAAAGCGUAUGUUUUAGUUUAAAGAACAAGGGAGUGAAGAAUCAACAUCAAAAAAGUACGAGGAAGACAAAGAAGGCAAAACGAACCAUGAAAUUUCAGACUCCCAAAGGAAGGAGACACAAAUUGACAUCAAUGGUACAAUAUAUAGGAGAAGAAACCUGACAACGACGUCGAGGUAAGAAGUGUUGUUCUGUUCAACUACGGAAUUGACGAUCAGAAUCUAAUAGAGGCUUUUCAGUAGAUAUGGUGGUGAGGAUUAACGACAGUGGGCCAAUGAAUGUGUGUCGCCAUGUGAGGUCAAAAUAAGAGAUGUGAACGAUAACUCACUGACUAUAUUAUAUCCAGUAAAACAAAUUUAUAGCAUAGUAUAUGUUAAUUAAUGUAGCUAUUUGUGUAAAAUUAAUAUAUACUAUUUAAGAUAUAUAUCAUCUUUCUCUAUACUAUUUCCCUUAAAUGGAACAAUAUGUUGUGUUUUGAAAUUUAAUACUUCUCUUUUUUCGCAGUGUUCAUUAGUAUAUACUAUAGUUUGUAAUUUUCUUAUAAACUAAUAAUUUUUUCAUGUUUAAAAUUAUAAAAUGAAAGAAAGUUAAACAUUAAUAUUCUUAUACUUUUCGGACCAGAUUUGUGUGCUCGCUUGUAAUAUAGUCUUCGUUCCCUUUGUAUGUUAGACAAAGUUCAUUACAUAUUUAUUUAUUGAAAUGAAAUGAAAUAACAUCAUUCUAUCAUAAUAAUGUUCUAAAUUAUUAAAUUUUUAUACUAUUUGUUUAUCAAUUCGUUAUCAGUUUCAUAUUAUUUUUCAUCUAAUGCUCACCUUUAUUAAUUUGUGUAUGUAAAUAUAAUGGACCCAUUAUUUUCUAUUAUUUAUAAAAGGUCUCUGCUAUUGUCUUGUACAUGGAAAACAACAUCAUCAAUAGUGUUUUUAUUGUUCCUCAUCUUUCUUUUCUGUGAAUUGUGUCUGCAUUUCAGCUUCCUCGUAAAAGACGCCUCCAUAAACAUUACUAGACCAACACAUAUAUAGCCAAUGAACUACUACACUUAUUCCAACAAUCUAUUUUUAUAUUUCAGCGAGGUAAAAACCUGAAUAUCCGUUGUUUGUAGAAGAAGCGGUAGGAGAAAAAAGUCUAAAAUUUAUCAAAAAUUGGUAUUAAUUAUGUUACUGAUUUGGCUAUCAACAGUCCCACUUAUAUCCUGUCUAUAUGUGUUUCACCAUCGACGUCAUCUCUAUCUCUUCUUUCACCGGCAAUUUGUUAGCGCAAAAGGUAACACCAAAAGAAUCUGCCCAAAAUGUCAUAGAUUUAAUUAUGUAAAAAGGUUUUAGUGUUUAUUGACAACUUGGUGAUUUUACAAACUUUCCCUUUAUAAUAUGUUUGUUUAUUAAGCAUGUAUUUUUUUUUUGAACUGUUGCCAUGACAUGUUACACUAAACACCAAAAAGUAAAAUCGUCCAAGAUUUCUCUCAGUUUGCACAUGCUCCAACUUAUUAUGUUCUUGACAAAUUUUCUUGCUUCUUUUUGCAAUCCUAUCUCAAAAUGAUCGGUAAAUGUAUAAUUUUUUUUUAUUGCUACGAAUUUCAGUCUUGUGUUGUUUGUGCUUCAUGCGAAACCCAAAUGCCAAUAUACUGUUUGUUUGCACUUUGCACACGGUAUCGUUCGAUCAUUUUCCCAAAAACAGAAGAGAAGUACUCGAUAACGAAGAGUUCAACAGAGAUCUUAGGUAGGUUAAUUAAAAACUAUUAGGUGAUGACUCGCGCUGGAAAUUAUAAAUUUUAAUCUAUAGAUAUUGAAAAAAUAAAAAGUCACAUAUUAUAAUGUUAUAGAUUAUCAGCAACGUUUGAUAUAUAGAUUAAUGCAAAUAAAACCAGUUUGGAAUUGGAAAUUUACUGAAGUUUUUAAUCAAAAAAACAGUUUACUGGAAUAUCCGGAUAACGAUAAUAUUA